UAUCUGGUAAUAUAAAAACCAUCUCUUCCUCUUCAUACGAGCACACGUGCGGCUUAAAUUGUUUGUUGAUUUUUAAAAUUAAACCCAGUUAAACCCACAAAAAUGGGAAAGAAGGACAAAAACAAGAAGAAGGGCAAAGGGGCCGAUAAAACUGCCAUGAAAACGGACAAAAAACAGGCGGCCCGACAAAAGAAAAUGCUGGAAAAGCUAGGAGAAGCCAAUAUAGCGGAUAUAAUCCAACUUUUGGAGGCCAAGGAGGGAAAGAUUGAAACCAUCAGUGAAGCCGUUUGUCCACCGCCCACACCUCGAUCCAAUUUCACUUUGGUUGCCCACCCGGAAAAGGAAGAGCUCAUCAUGUUUGGCGGAGAACUUUACACAGGAGCCAAGACCACAGUUUAUAACGAUUUAUUUUUUUAUAACAUUAAAACUGGCGAGUGGAGGCAACUGAAAUCACCUUCAGGACCCACUCCAAGAAGUGGACACCAAAUGGUGGCUGUGGCAAGUAAUGGAGGAGAACUCUGGAUGUUUGGAGGAGAGCAUGCCAGUCCGUCCCAACUUCAGUUCCAUCACUACAAGGACCUGUGGAAGUUUUCCCUGAAAUCCCGCAAAUGGGAAAAGUUGGUUGCCCCCAAUGGACCAAGUCCCAGAAGUGGCCACCGAAUGACCGUCUCCAAGAAGCGUCUGUUCAUCUUUGGCGGCUUUCACGAUAACAAUCAAUCCUAUCAUUACUUCAACGAUCUGCACAUCUUCUCGUUGGAGUCUUAUCAAUGGCUGAAAGCAGAGAUCGGUGGAACUGUUGUACCAUCACCUAGAUCUGGAUGCUGCAUAGCAGCUUCUCCCGAGGGUAAAAUCUACGUUUGGGGAGGGUAUUCAAGGGCAUCUAUGAAAAAGGAAGCUGAUCGUGGAGUAACGCACACGGAUAUGUUCGUUUUGAGUCAAGACAAAAACGCCGGCGAUGCUGACAACAAAUACAAGUGGGCCCUUGUUAAGCCCGGAGGAUACAAACCCAAACCACGUAGCAGUGUUGGUUGCACUGUGGCUGCAAAUGGCAAGGCCUAUACCUUCGGUGGCGUUAUGGACGUUGAUGAGGACGACGAAGACGUCCACGGACAAUUUGGCGAUGAUCUUCUCGCAUUCGAUUUGACCUCUCAAACCUGGAGAUUGCAGGAGACCCAAGCGAAAAGCAGCCAACCCGAGAAAAAAGAAACGGACGAGAUCAAGGAUGUUGAAAUGUCCGCCCCAGAAAAACCUGUAACUACGACCACAGAUGGCAUUUUCACGGUGACCGUUGGAGGACCCAGUACCAGUACUCCUUAUGUGUCCCACAUACCCAGUCUUUUUCCCAAACCGAAGCCAACGAAUGUACCAUCUCCGCGCAUGAAUCCCGGGCUCUGUGUUUGCAAGGGAACACUGUACAUCUUUGGUGGAAUCUUCGAGGAAGACGCCAAACAGCUGACCUACAACGAUUUCUACUCCCUGGACUUGCACAAGCUGGAGUGGAAGGUUAUAAUCCCCAAUAGCUUGAAGGCCCACGAGUGGGAGGAUAGCGAUAGCAGCAGUUCCGACGAGGAGUGCAGCAGCGCAGACGAGGACAGCUCCAACAGCUCGGACAUGGAUACGGAUUGAUAAAAUCUAAAGUUAUUUCAAAUGACUAUAUAUUAAAAUUUGGUUAACAAUUGUAAACAUAUACAUUAACAAAAUGGAAUAUUUUAGAAGGCAGAGUAA
Drosophila ficusphila is the source of this 1725-nucleotide messenger RNA. Its product is annotated as kelch domain-containing protein 4. The coding region runs from base 103 to 1626 and encodes 507 amino acids. Lineage: Eukaryota; Metazoa; Arthropoda; Insecta; Diptera; Drosophilidae. The record is from RefSeq and is a predicted model, not a curated record. The transcript is spliced from 4 exons. Gene Ontology annotation, molecular function: protein binding.